Messenger RNA from Penicillium paradoxum, 1188 nucleotides. RefSeq lists its product as uncharacterized. The record is from RefSeq and is a predicted model, not a curated record. The coding region runs from base 1 to 1188 and encodes 395 amino acids. The transcript has 2 exons. Lineage: Eukaryota; Fungi; Ascomycota; Eurotiomycetes; Eurotiales; Aspergillaceae.
AUGCUCUCUCAGCACAUACAGUUUCAACCCUCUUCUCUUCGAUCGGAAACCUUCGCCAACGCCUAUACCUCCCCCCGGGGCACCCCUUCACGGCGCCACGGCCGCAAGGCCAGCUACUCAACCACCAAAGAAACACCAUGGCAGCCUGGGUACUCCCACAGCUUCUACGAAGCAACCCCAGACCAUACCAUUCCUUCGCGAAAGCACGAUCAUGUAAGUGCUUCUGUUGCGGGAAAGCCCAAACACCACCGAUACCACUCGAGCGGUCAUCCUACGGGGGAUGGCCUCAGCAACGGAUAUUACCCGUCGCAAUCGCAGACCCGACCCAUCUAUGUAGAUGUGGUCGACGACGCAUUCGAUGUCCCGCGCACCACAGCCCGCGAACCCCGUACCGGUCGCCCCGGCCGUCCCCCGGCCACGAACCCCAAUCGAGAUGGCACUGGCCAACAACGUCGUGCCUCGACCUGUUACCGCAAAUCAAAUCCAGCUGAUUCUCACUUUUACUUCACUCAGGUUCCGAACAGCGAGGAUAUCGAUGCGGCUAGACGCUCCCGUACCAGACGCCAGUCCACAUCAACCCGCACUCCCAGCAAGCCCAAAACCCCACCUGCAUCUGCCAACCCGCCACCCACCGCCACCGAGCUUGACGCCGAGCGCGCAGGGAUCCCCGCAGGCUACUCGAUCAAAAACUGGGAUCCUACCGAGGCACCGAUCAUCCUGCUUGGCAGUGUCUUUGACGCCAACUCCCUCGGCAAGUGGAUCUACGACUGGACCGUCUUUCAUCACGGGGCCUCUUCGCCCAUGGCCGACGUCGCUGGCGACUUGUGGCUCUUGUUGAUCAAGCUGGCGGGCAAAGUAAAGAGGGCCGAUGAAUGCCUCCCUCGCAUCAAACGUGUGGAGGCGCAGGAAGUCGUCGAAGAUUUCCUGGAAAGUGGCGAGCGCCUCUGGUCCCGAUUCAAAAAACUUCUUAAGGGUUGUGAACUUUACAUGUGGAAGGCCGCCAAGCGAGAAGGUGGCAAGGGGCCCGUAUCGAUGGGUCGCAACGCAGGAUGCGAAUUCGUCGAAUCGAUUUUCGGUCGCGACCGUGAGCUUGAAAAUACCGAGAAGUUCAUGAACAGCGUCCGACUCUGGAACAUGCGAUUCGACGCCAACUGCGAAGACAUUUUGCGCCGACCAUCGGCUGCAUAA